CUUCACCUGAACCUCCAGAGACUCCAGCUCAGUUUGCAGGAUGAGGAAGAGGUCGGAGCAGAGGGAGGACGGAGCCACACUCAUCUCCAUGGAAACCGAACCGGAUAGCAACUAUGGCAGCAUCACCACGAAUGCACCAGUUCUGCCUCCAAACAGAAACGUCUUCAGUGAUGGAUCGACUCGAAUCGAUUUUGUGCUGGUGUGGGAGGAGCCUCUGGACUCAAAGGAAGAGAGCACAGGUGUUGGCCCCGCCCACAAGAGGGAGGAGUUUCUGAAGAGACUGAGACAAUCUGGACUACUGCAGGAGCAGAAAUCUGUCCUCCAGUCAAAGACGAGGACGUCCUUUGUCCUCCUCAGCGCCCCCUGGAGCGUCCUGUGUUACUACGCCGAGGAGAUCAGUCUCCGUGUUCCUCUGCAGGUGGUCAACGCUCCCAUCGUCAACUGGUCCGAGAAGGUCCUGUCCAAGCUGUCCAUCCCCAACCCUCUGUCCCAGGAUGUCCCCAACCCCCCUCCAGACUACUACACCUGCCAGUUCAGGACCAACAAGCUGCAGAGGUUCCUGGGCAGCGAGGACAAAGACACAUUCUUCAAGACGUCCCAGAGACACCAGGUGCUCUAUGAGAUUCUGGCCAGGACUCAGUACGGAUCAGUGAAGAAAGGGGAGGUGGGAAUCGACCGACUCAUCAGUGAACAGGUCUUCACUGCUGCCUACCCCCUCCACGAGGGAGACUUCCAGCGGCCCAACCCCCCGGUGCCCCCCCAGUGUCUGGGUCUGAGGCAGAUCCUGUAUUCAUACUGGGCCCGCUGGUCCUGCUGGAGACGCUACCAGCCCCUGGACCACAUCAGGGAGUAUUUUGGAGAGAAGAUAGCGCUUUACUUUGCCUGGCUCGGUUUCUACACCGGCUGGCUGGUCCCCGCGUCUCUCGUUGGGACCGUCAUCUUCCUGGUCGGUUUUUGGCUUGUGGCGACUGAUGUUCCAGCGAAAGAAGUUUGUCAAAGUGGAGACAGAUUCAUCAUGUGUCCCAUCUGCAACAUGUGCAAACUCUGGAACUACUCCAGCAUCUGUGUCACCUACAAGGCUGGUCUCCUGUUUGACAACGGAGGGACAGUGUUUCUCAGUGUCUUCAUGUCUCUGUGGGCCGUCACCUUCCUGGAGUACUGGAAGAGGACAUGUUCUGCUCUGUCUCACCGCUGGGACUGCUCCGAGUUCCAGGAAAUAGAGGAACGACCUCGUCCAGAAUUCACCGCCAUGGCUCCGAUGACGGUGAGGAACCCAGUGACCGGAGCUGAAGAACCUUACUUCCCUGAAAAAAAGCGGUUCAACCGGACCCUGACUGGCUGCACGAUCAUCGUCGUCAUGGUAACAGUGGUGCUGAUGUUUCUCAUCGCCAUCAUUUUGUAUCGAACAAUCCUCAGCAUCGUCAUCUACAAGUCUACCAACAUCGAAUUGUUAUAUGCCGGGAGGAUCGCCAGUCUCUCAGGAUCAGUGUUGAACCUGGUGGUCAUUCUCAUGUUGUCCAGAGUUUACAUUGCACUGGCCCACAUCCUCACCCGCUGGGAGAUGCAUCGAACUCAGACUCAGUACGAGGACAUGUUCAUCCUCAAGGUCUUCAUCUUCCAGUUUGUCAACUUCUACUCGUCUCCGAUUUACAUCGCUUUCUUCAAAGGAAGGUUUAUUGGUUACCCUGGAAAAUACAACACUCUGUUCGGAGUCCGUAAUGAAGAUUGUGGGGCUGGCGGGUGUCUCAUUGAACUGGCUCAGGAGCUGCUGGUCAUCAUGGUGGGAAAACAGCUGAUCAACAACAUCCAGGAGUUCAUCUCCCCGAAGGUGAAGACGUGGUGGCAGAAGAGGAAACUGAGUCCUCAGGUAAAGAAGAAGAAGGAGGAGGAGGAGGAGGAGGAGGAGGGAGGAGAAGAGGUCCAAAGGAAAGCGGGGGGGCAGGAGGAGGUUUUUCCCUGGGAGGCCGACUACCAGCUACUGGUCUGUGAGGGACUCUUCAGUGAAUACCUGGAGAUGGUGCUCCAGUUCGGCUUCAUCACCAUCUUCGUGGCAGCGUGUCCUCUCGCUCCUCUCUUUGCUCUCAUCAACAACUGGGUGGAGAUCCGACUGGAUGCCCAGAAGUUUGUGACCGAGUACCGCCGCCCUGUAGUGGAGCGAGCUCAGGACAUCGGCAUCUGGUUUUCCAUCCUGCAGUUCAUCACUCACAUGGCCGUCCUCAGCAACGCCUUCCUCAUAGCGUUCACCUCAUCCUUCGUGCCUCGUCUCUACUACCGCUACACCAGAGACAGCACUCUGAGCGGCUACACCAACUUCACCCUGGCAACGUCCCCACUCAGCUACAGCCCGCAACACAACAACACCUCCUGCAGGUAUCGAGGUUUCCGCAAUGAAAAUGGCGAAUUACUGCCAGAGUACUUUCACCUCCUGGCUAUACGACUCAGUUUCAUCAUCAUCUUUGAGCACGUCGUCUUCUUCAUCGGCCGUCUGAUAGACAUGAUGGUUCCUGACAUCCCAGAGGAGGUGCAGAUGAAGAUGAAGAGGGAGCACUACAUGGCUAAAGAGGCUCUGGCUGAGAACCAGUCUUUGGGGAAAACCAUGAUUCCUGUUGACAGUGAUGUCGUGUCCGGUGACGUCCGAAGGCGAGGAACCAAGAUCCCACCACCACAGAGUGACUCUCCUCCACCAAACCUGAAGGAGAUCCCAGAGGACACCGUCCCACCAGACACUUACUAAGAGGAUUCCUUUGAUUCAGGGCUCUGUUGGUGACGAAUGUCUCUAGAAAAGCUGCAGCUUCGUCCCAAAGGCCUUGAUGUUUGCCAACAGUUGGUUCACCAUCUUAUCUGGAAGCAGCAGACCUUUGAUGCUAACUUUCUUUUUUCUACUUGACGUAGCCGUGACAGUUGAAGGGUCAAAGCAGAUUUUAUUCGGACAUUUAAGUGUCGGCUGCAUCCACUUUCAAAGCUGUUUGUCGUGAUGGUUCCUCCCAUCAAGAGUACCAGCAUCACACAUCCUGGCCUGUAAUGGUUUGUUCCAUUUGUACUUGGAAGUAUGAAUUUACAAGUUCCCAGUUAGAACUGUCAACUAUAACAUCCCGAAGUCGGAUUUCCUGCUCAGAAAGUCGUAGAAUCCUCACUACGUCUGAGUAGUUUCCAAGAUGGCCGCCCCAAGAUCCUUUAAUAUUCUGUUUAUUAGCUCUUCUGAUUAGUUGUUGUUGCAUUAAGUUAUUUUUCCACAUACAUGUGUUAAAAUGCUGUUCUAGUGUAAUUUAAGUGUUUCAUGUGUUAUAUAUAUAAAACAACAUCCUGGUAAAACCAGAACAGAGACAAACUGGGACUAAUGGUGGAUUUUAUCUGCUAUUAAAACCUUUGAAUAUUUUUAUAGAUUUCUGCCUCGUGUGGUCUCGUAGAUUCAUAACUGAAAUAAUUCUAGUAAAAACUCAUGAGUUGGUUCCAGUUCUGUUUAUUUACAACUAAAUAUCCUAAACUUAGCUUCAAAUUAUACUAAAAAUAGUUAAUAUUAAGAUUUUAAUUUCAUCAUCGUCAUCAUCCUCCUCUUCUUCUUUUUCUUCUUCUUCCUCUUCUUCUUUGAGCUUUAAUGGUAGUUGACAGACAUCUAAAGAUGCUGCCACCAUGAGUUGAGAAAAGGAACUGCAUGCUCCAUUUGUGCUCUGGCCCAAUACAACAUAUCUUGGACAAAAAGAGGGGUCUGGACUUGGGACUUUGGACUUUGGACACGUCUGCACACCUCUACAACGUCUGAGAGUUCUUUGCUAGAAAUAAGAACCACAAGACUUCACAAGAAGUCCUCAAGACCAACUAGAUUUCAACAAGGUGUUCACAAGAGACCGUCCCCUCUCCUAGAUGUGUACAGAUACAGAAGACGUGAAGGAGCUGCAGACAUCUUGUAGGCUAAAAGAACUUAAAAUGGUUGAGAUGACGUUCUACAAACCAAAAGAUCUUCACAUCAUGGGUUAGAUACUUAACUGGAGGCCUGGAGGUGAUGAUGACUGCACGGGUCCUCCAGGGCUCUGCAAAGAAAAUGUCUCUUGAGAUGAAUUAACGUCAGUGUUUUCUGUAAAAAGAUAAAUGUAUAUCUUAAAUAAAUAAACACUUUUGUUUUUA
Molecule: messenger RNA, 4122 nt
Organism: Mugil cephalus (flathead mullet)
Lineage: Eukaryota; Metazoa; Chordata; Actinopteri; Mugiliformes; Mugilidae
Gene: ano7
Product: anoctamin 7
Exons: 24
Coding region: 41-2734 (897 amino acids)
Biological process (GO): chloride transmembrane transport; calcium activated phospholipid scrambling
Cellular component (GO): plasma membrane
Molecular function (GO): chloride channel activity; protein dimerization activity
Source: RefSeq, a predicted model, not a curated record